Acanthosepion pharaonis is the source of this 633-nucleotide messenger RNA. The record is from the annotation of a GenBank genome assembly. NCBI's taxonomy places the organism in Eukaryota, Metazoa, Mollusca, Cephalopoda, Sepiida, Sepiidae.
AUGAAUCUAUCUCAUGCUUGUCGAUGCCUCAUUUUAAAAAUAUCCCUAUCUGAACCGUUUCAUAUCUAUCUAUUUGUCUGUCUGUCUGUCUGUCUGUCUAUCUAUCUAUCUAUCUAUCUAUCUAUCUAUCUAUCUAUCUAUCUCCUGUUCCGAGAUAGAUUGUUAGCUCUCUAUAUAAACUUGUUCUUAUCUAUCUAUCUAUCUAUCUAUCUAUCUAUCUAUCUAUCUAUCUAUCUAUCUCAGUCUGUUCAUAUCUAUCUAUCUAUCUAUCUAUCUAUUUAUCUAUCUGUCUGUCUAUUCAUUAACUAUCUAUCUAUCAGUCUGUCUGUUCAUAUGUAUGUAUGCAUGUAUGUAUCUAUCUAUCUAGCAAGCAACCUGUCUAUAUCUAUCUAUCUAUCUAUCUAUCUAUCUAUCUAUCUUAGUCUGUUCAUAUCUAUCUAUCUAUAUAUCUAUAUGUCUGUCUGUCUGUCUGUCUAUUCAUUAUCUAUCUGUCUAUCAGUCUGUCUGUUCAUAUUUUGUUUAUAUAUCUCAAUUCUCAUAUGCCAAUUUUUAACUUUAACUAUCUAUCUAUCUGUCUAUAUUAACAUAUCUAUCUAUCUAUAUAUCUAUCUAUCUAUCUAUCUAUCUAUCUAA